AUGAAAGAAGAACCAUCAGUGCCUAUUUCGUUAAUUCAAGAGAGAAUUAGUGAUCAAUUUGGAUAUUCAAUUUCGUACAAGAAGGCAUGGAAAGCAAAACAAAAAGUAAUAGUUACUGCAUUUGGUGAUUGGAACGAAUCUUAUGCUGCAUUACCAAGGUGGCUAGAGUACAUGCAAUUACAUGCUCCUGGAUCUGUAUACCAAAUUGAAACAAAUGAUUAUGUUGAAGGACGUACCGUGGAUAAUAGAUUUCGAGUUUUUUAUCUGUUGUAUUGGUCGUUCAAACAAUGCCAUGAAGCUUUCAACUUUUGUAAGCCUAUAAUACAGGUAGAUGAAACAUUUUUGUACGGUAAGUACCGACAAACUUUGAUAAUUGCUAUGACUCAAGAUGGAAACAAUUGUGUGCUUCCGAUUUCGUUUGCCAUUGUGGAAGGAGAAACCUUAUCUAGUCGUGUGUGGACAGGAUUAUUAGGCUGUAAAAAUGGAAACCUAUCCCAUGCCCACAUCAUAAGUAGUGAGGUUAAUCCUCCAAUACCAGAAUGCUCAAUAUUGGUCGACAUGCAUAACUCUCGAUACAGAAAUGCCAAUGUUGCAGCUCCCCAACUGUACUCUCCUGUGAUAGUAAAAUCCUCAAGCAAUGGAAGGUACCUAACCGGGACCCUACUAGAGGAAUGA
Molecule: messenger RNA, 675 nt
Organism: Abrus precatorius (Indian licorice)
Lineage: Eukaryota; Viridiplantae; Streptophyta; Magnoliopsida; Fabales; Fabaceae
Exons: 1
Coding region: 1-675 (224 amino acids)
Source: RefSeq, a predicted model, not a curated record